This is a messenger RNA of Rangifer tarandus platyrhynchus (Svalbard reindeer), 303 nucleotides long. Lineage: Eukaryota; Metazoa; Chordata; Mammalia; Artiodactyla; Cervidae. The record is from the annotation of a GenBank genome assembly.
AUGGUGAACAUAGGCAUCCUUUUCGUGUUUCUGAUCUUCAGGAAAAGCUUUCAGUUUUUCACCAUUGAGUAUGUUAGCUGUGGCCUUGUCAGAUAUGCUGUUAUUAUGCUGGGGUGCAUUUCAUCCAUACCUAACUUGAGAGUUUUUAUCAUGAAUGUGAAAGCCACUCAGUCAUGUCCAACUCUUUGUGACCCUGUGAACUGUAGCCCACCAGGCUCCUCUGUCCAUGGGAUUCUCCAGGCAAGAAAACUCAGGUGGAUUGCCAUUUCCUUCUCCAGGGAAUCAUCCCGAAACAGGAACUGA